This is a messenger RNA of Odocoileus virginianus texanus, 1568 nucleotides long. The record is from RefSeq and is a predicted model, not a curated record. Lineage: Eukaryota; Metazoa; Chordata; Mammalia; Artiodactyla; Cervidae.
UCUUAUCCCCUGCCCACACCCUGCACCCUGCUUUUAUCAUCCCAGGUCUCCGGACUCUCAGACUUCGAGGUGUGACAAAGCCACGGACUACAAAACAGAGAAUUCUGGGGGAAGGAAGUGACGACAUGGAGCAAAGCACGCUGGGCUCGGGCGGGUUCAGCUCUAGCGAUUCCUUCCUCUCAGCGUGGUUGCAGAGAAGGGAGCGCUGCUAGGAGCUUUAAUUGUUUUGGUUAAUAGUGGUGUGGAGUGAGCUCCUUUGAUGGAAGGAGAGCUGAGUUAAAAGGUUGGAGCAUCUGCGGACUCGAGGUCGAAGCCAACGUCAAGGCGGUCUGGAAUUGAGAUUGGGAGAUCUAGCCAGCUGGCAGCCAUGAAUGAAUGGAUGAAGAAAAGCCCCUUAGAAUGGCAAGAUUACACUUACAAAGCGGUUAGCGUAACAGCCAGUGACAAGGAGUACAAAGGAUGGGUUUUAACCACAGACCCAGUCUCUGCCAAUAUUGUCCUCGUGAACUUCCUUGAAGAUGGCAGCAUGUCUGUGACUGGAAUUAUGGGACAUGCUGUACAGACUGUUGAAAUUGUGAAUGAAGGGGACCAUAGCGUGAGAGAGAAGCUGAUGCAUCUGUUCAUGUCUGGAGACUGCAAAGCAUACAGCCCUGAGGAUCUGGAAAAGAGGAAGAACAGCCUGAAGAAAUGGCUGGAGAAGAAUCACAUCCCCAUCACUGAACAAAGAGAUUCACGAAAGACUCUUUGUGUGGCUGGGGUCUUGACCAUAGACCCACCAUAUGGUCCAGAAAAUUGCAACAGUUCUAAUGAGAUUAUUUUGUCGCGUGUUCAGGAUCUUAUUCAAGGAUAUCUGGAAGCUCCCCAAUGAGAGGCUAAGAACUGUGGAUGCACUGAUUGAAAUAAGAUUUCAUGUUUUUGAAAGUUCUUUGUUGUUUUAGGUAAAAUCAAAGAUGGGCAUUAUUGGUACUAAUAAGUGAACUGGGGAAGGAUGACAUCUCAGACAAAAUUAACUUGGGGACAACAGAAUUACAAGAAUCUCUUCUUUUGAUGGAAAUACACCUCCAUUUAUGUUAGGCAAGAAAUGUAUUUGGAAAAGAUGCAACAUGUUAGAUUCAAUAUAAAAUGCUAAGGUAAAAUCAUAGUCUUGCUAACACUGCUUAUUCUAACUAGAUGUGUCUUUUUUUUUAAAUUUUUAUUGAGUUAUAGUUAACAUACCAUACAAUUCACUAGCUUUACUUGCACAGUUCAGUGACUUUUGAUGUAUUUACAGUGUUGUGCAACUAUCACUACAGGCAUAGAGGUUUUUUUUUUUUGGUGGUGGUGUUUUUUUUUUUUUUGGUGGUUUCAUGAUGUGUGGGAUCUUAGUUCCCCACCCAGGGAUUGAACUCUCACCCCCUGCAUUGGAAGUGUGGAAUCUUAACCACUGGACCACUAGGGAAGUCCCUAGAUGUGUCUUUUUUAAAAAUGUCUGUUAAAAAAAAAUUUUUUUUAGCAUAAUGAUGAAACAGCUUUUGAAUUAAAAUAUAUGCCUUUUUGGUUGAAACAUGAAAGUUUUGGUAAAAUCUUAA